AUGGAUGAUGUUUGGGUUUUGUUUGGGAUGCAAUUUAUUGCUUCCAAUGUAGAAAAACUGUAUCAUUUCAAGAUGUUCACUUCUAAACCUGCUUUCAGAAUCAAGAAUAAAACCUCCAAAUCAUAUAGAAACACAGCAGUUUCAAAAAAGCUGAAAGACAAACCUAUAAUUAAUCAUGUGAAGCCAAGCUGCUUCAAUGUUAUUCGACCACUCAAGAAGGAUAUUCAAAUUCCUGUACCUUCGUCUCGAUUUUAA
This is a messenger RNA of Saccharomyces paradoxus, 255 nucleotides long. RefSeq names its product transcriptional co-activator mating type protein alpha (gene MATALPHA1). The record is from RefSeq and is a predicted model, not a curated record. The transcript has 2 exons. Bases 1 to 255 code for a protein of 84 amino acids. NCBI's taxonomy places the organism in Eukaryota, Fungi, Ascomycota, Saccharomycetes, Saccharomycetales, Saccharomycetaceae.